This is a messenger RNA of Halichondria panicea, 3192 nucleotides long. Its product is annotated as CUB and sushi domain-containing protein 3-like. NCBI's taxonomy places the organism in Eukaryota, Metazoa, Porifera, Demospongiae, Suberitida, Halichondriidae. The transcript has 10 exons. The coding region runs from base 34 to 3084 and encodes 1016 amino acids. The record is from RefSeq and is a predicted model, not a curated record.
GUCUAUUUCAUAUCAGUAUACCCAGUUGCUAUAAUGAGCUACAUAAAUAUUGCCUUGAUCCUGUCAAUAAUCAUAAUCACAUUUGCUCACAAGAAAGCAUCUUGUGAUGCCCAAAUCACAGAUGUGACCUCAUCAACUGGCAACAAAUUUGUGAUUGGUUUUCCUAGAAAUUUUGGUCAAACAGCAGAUCAGUUGUUUUUGUUUAUCACAAACCCUGAGUCAAGUGCUGUUAGUUUUACAGUCACUCCAAUUGAUCUGAGCAGGAACAUUUCUAACUCUUCAACUACGGUAAUCAUUCCAUCCAGUUUUGAGGUUUUCUCUGUCAAUGAAAGGAACAAAGGGAUCCUUGUUGAAGCUGACGGAAACGUCAACGUGUUUGGGAUGUCUUUUGAAGACUUUACUGCAGAUGCCUACUUAGCAUUACCCUGUACUGUAAUGGCAGUGGAUGAAUACGAAUAUUAUGGAAUCUCUUAUGACAUUUUAGCUAGUACCCUUCCUAGUGUGAUUUUGGUGGUGGCCUGUGAAAAUGGAACUGUUGUUAAAUUCGAUUCCUCAACAAUAUUACUCAAUAGUAUGGAAACAUAUCUGAUAGCAAGUGAUACUAAUGAUCUCACAGGAACAAGAAUAACUAGCUCCAAACCUUUGUCUGUGUUUAGUGGAUCUGAUUGUGCUAACGUUCCGACAGGUAUAGGCGGUUGUGACCACCUGGUUGAACAAGUGCCUCCGACUGUGACAUGGGGCUCAAAAUUCCUCGUAGCAUCUCUCGAGGGUAGAUCUUCUGGUGAACGUAUUCGUGUUUUUAGUGCCCAAGCAACAAGUGUAGCUCUGAACUGCAACACUGUGAUAUCAGUCAGUGAAUUCCAGGAGACUGGAGGAGAAUUUGAAAUCCCUAUUAAUAGUUUCUGUAGCAUUGAAUCCACUUCUCCAGUACUGGUCGCACAGUAUGCAUAUGGUAGUCAGUCUGAUCGCGUAGGAGACCCAUUCAUGAUGAUAAUCCCUCCAAUUGAGCAGUAUACAAAUAAUUAUAUUGUCGAAGCGUUUCCUCUUUUCGUAUCCAACUAUGUCACGGUGUAUGUUUCUACUGAGUGUUUUCAAAUUGAACAAAUAUUAAUGGACAAUUCUAUUGUUACUGACUGGCAGAAUGUUACAUGUUUAAGUGGAGAGGUUUGUGGCCACAUAAGUAGAAUGAAUGUGUCUGCUGGAGCUCAUUCUAUCCGCCAUCAAAACAGCUCAGCAGUUCUAGGUGUUUCAGUGUAUGGAUUCAGCUCUUCCAGUUCUUAUGGUUACCCUGGAGGCAUGAGAUUAUCUCCCAUACAAUGCAACUGUGGUCAAAAUUCUAUUUGUUUGAAUAACAUGGGACAGUUUAACUGUAGCUGCUUGAUUGGAUUUAGUGCUAUAUUGUCUGAAUCUGAUGAAUUCAUCUGUAAAGCCAUAACCUGUCCUCCCUCGACUGCUCCUUCCAAUGGCUUUGUCACAUACAGCUCCAUGGCUGAUGAAAGUGGCAACUAUGCCUUUGAUGUGGUGGCUACCUACAGCUGUUUCACUGGGUUUUCUCUAGUCGGGGACAAUACAAGGACUUGCCGUGGAGAUGGCAGUAGCACUACCGGUGACUUUAAUGGAAUUGAUCAAACUUGUGAACCCAUAACUUGUCCUCCAUUGAUGAGCCCAACCAAUGGCUUUGUGUCUUAUGGCGGAGCUGUUACUGAUGUACAUGGCAACUUUGAGUUCAAUGUAAUGGUUAUCUACUUGUGUGACACUGGGUUUGCUUUGAUUAAUAGCGGCUCAAGAACUUGUACCGGAGAUGGGACGAGUGUCAAUGGUGGCUUUAAUGGAACGGCUCCUACUUGUGACUCUAUAACCUGUCCUGCUGUGGCAGCGCCAAGUAAUGGCAGUAUUGACUUUAGUGGAGCCUCAUCAGAUGGAAACAGCAGCUAUGCGUUUGAUGUGGUGGCUAAUUACUAUUGUAACACUGGGUUUUCUCUGGUUGGUAAUAGCUCGAGGACGUGCACUGGAGAUGGCAGUAGCACUACUGGUGCUUUUGAUGGAGGAGCUCCAACUUGUGAACCCAUAACCUGCCCUGGUGUGCCCACGCUAAACAACGGCAGUAUUAACUUUGGUGGAGCCUCACCUGAUGAAAAUGGUAACUAUAUCUUUGCUGUGAUGGCUACCUACAAUUGUGACACUGGGUUUUCUCUGGUUGGUAACAACUCAAGGACUUGCACUGGAAAUGGCAGCAGUAUUAUUGGUGCCUUCGAUAGGUCAGCUUCAACUUGUCAGCUUAUCACCUGCCCUCUCUUAACUAUUCCUUCCAAUGGUUCUGUGACAUACAAUAAUUCUACUGCUGAUGAAAACGGCAACUAUGCUUUUGAUGUGGUAGCUACCUACAACUGUGACACUGGGUUUUCUCUGGUUGGUGACAACUCGACAACUUGCACUGGAGAUGGCAGUAGCACUAAUGGUACCUUCGAUGGCCUAGUUCCAAUCUGUGAAGCUAUAACAUGCCCUCCACUUUCCAAUCCAACCAAUGGCUCUGUGUCUUAUUCGAAUGUGCCUGAUCAAAACAACAGCUUCUCUUUCAAUGUAAUAGCUACCUACAGUUGUAACUCUGGUUUUGCUCUGGUUGGUAACAAGACAAGGAAUUGCUCUGGAGAUGGCAGUAGCACUAUUGGUGAAUUUGAUGGAUUGGCUCCAACGUGCAAAGCAAUAACAUGUUUUCCUCUUGACGAUCCAAUUAACGGAACUGUAAUCUAUUCUGCUGCCGCUGAUGAAUUUGGCAAUUAUGCUCUCGAUACCAUGGCUAACCACAGUUGUGACACUGGGUUUGAUCUGGUAGGUAACAACUCAAGGACUUGCAGUGGAGAUGGUAGUAGCAUUACUGGUGCAUUUGAUGGAGAGGCUCCAAACUGUGAAGUUGUAGAGUCCUCAUCUUCAUCACUGAUCCUCAAUGUUGUCCUACCUGUUGUGAGUGUGUUGGUUGUACUAGCUCUAGUUGUACUGGGUGGAGCUGUUUAUGGAUACAUUCAAGUCAUUACUCAUUUGUUGAAGUUAAAAAACCAACAAACUGGAAUUGCUAAAUUGAUUUAACUAUAAUUAUAAUAAUUACAGCUAUGAGUCUGUGCAUCGAUUAAGUAGCGCAAGAGUUAUUUCUGCAUGGACAAAUUAUAUCAUUUUUGUGACUAUAAAUUGUCUAUC